AUGAAGACAUCCUCCCUUCUCGGACUGGCCUCGCUGCCAGCUGUUCUCGCGCUGAACAUCCCAGCCCAGCAGGUUCUCUUUCCCGGCGAGCUAUCACGCAAUUCCGCCGAGCUCUCUGAUCGAGAAAUCUGUCCGCAGGCACCGAAAGUCACUUUGCCUGACGAUGGUCUUGAAUCGUCACUAAAGUUCCUCAAUGAUGCUGCUUUUCGAACCCGCCAGGCUUCGCGGCUCUCACGGGCUGUGCAAGUACCCACAGUCGUCGGCGACUUCAUGGAGGAUCCAUAUGACGAGGCAUUCGAACCGGUAGUGCAGUUCCAGAAAUUGCUGGAAGAAAUGUUCCCUCUUGUGCAUGCAAAGGCCGAGAUUGACCAUAUCAACCGGCUUGGGUUGGUCUAUACCUUCCAAGGCGUGGACACCACCCGGAAGCCCAUUCUCUUUAUGGCCCACCAGGAUGUAGUCCCAAUUGAUGACCCUAGUGACUGGACUCAUCCCCCAUUUGAUGGCUACUUUGACGGCGAAUGGCUCUGGGGCCGCGGUUCCAGCGACUGCAAGAACGUGCUCAUCGGACUAAUGUCCGCCGUUGAGGAAUUGCUCGCACAAGACUGGAGCCCGUCGCGUACCAUUCUCUUCGCAUUCGGGUUCGAUGAGGAGUCCCACGGGUUCCUCGGUGCGGGUUCGAUUGCCCCAGAAUUGGAGAAGAAGUAUGGCAAGGAUAGCUUCGAGUUCAUCCUCGACGAGGGUGGUAUGGGACUGCAGUCCCUCGAAAGCGAUUCCAACGAGGUGGUGUACGCUCUUCCAGGUGUCGGCGAGAAGGGCAGCCUGGAUCUUGUCCUAGAAUUGGCGGUUCCGGGCGGCCACAGCUCGAUCCCGCCUUCUCACACGGGGAUUGGCAUCAUGGCUGAAAUUUUGUACGAGCUGGAGCGACAGGAACUGUUCUCUCCCCGUCUGGAUCCCUCUCAUCCCUCUCACGGCAUGCUCGAGUGCCAGACUCGGUACUCGCCUUCGCACGUUGAACCCUGGCUCGCUGACAAAUUGGCCGAAGGUGACGCAGAGGCUCUGGGUGAGGCCGUAGCUAGCUCGCGUGGUCCGGCUGUGCGAUACACGCUGCAGACGUCACAGGCCGCUGAUCUGAUCCGCGGUGGUGUCAAGACGAAUGCUCUGCCUGAGAAGAUCUCCGCUGUCGUGAACUACCGGGUGGCACUACACAUGACACCCGAUCAGCUACGCGAGCGUGCUGUGCGCAUCAUCAGCCCGAUCGCCAAGAGUCACAAUGUCUCUCUGCACGUCGCGUUCCCCGAACUUGCUGACAGCCAGGACAACUUCUUCGGUGGUGACGGCGACCGCACGCUGAUCCUCUCGCCUCUCAACGAGCUUCUGUCCCCGGCCCCAAUCUCUCCCUCGAAUCCACUCACGUCCAAGGUUUGGGCUCGGUUCUCGGGAGUCGCUCGUAGUGUCUUUGAGUCGCACCCCAACCCUCUGGUCAAAUCGGAGGCGAAGGCCGAGUCGUCCCCGACUGUUGUGGUGACGGGUGAUAUCAUGACUGGAAACACUGACACGCGUUUCUACUGGUCUCUCUCGGAGAAUAUUUACCGCUGGAGUCCCUCGCGUAUGGGUGGUACUUUCAACAUUCACACUGUGGAUGAGCGAAUUCGGUUGGAUGUUCACCUGGAGGGACUGAUGCUUUACUAUGGUAUGUUCCAAUUGUUCUCUGAAUCUGUUGUGCCACUUGACUGA
This is a messenger RNA of Penicillium maclennaniae, 1734 nucleotides long. It is a transcript of the gene cps1, whose product is annotated as Gly-Xaa carboxypeptidase. Bases 1 to 1734 code for a protein of 577 amino acids. Gene Ontology annotation, cellular component: fungal-type vacuole lumen. The transcript has a single exon. Lineage: Eukaryota; Fungi; Ascomycota; Eurotiomycetes; Eurotiales; Aspergillaceae. Gene Ontology annotation, molecular function: metallocarboxypeptidase activity. The record is from RefSeq and is a predicted model, not a curated record.